AUGGUCAUCUUCGCUGCAACUAUGACUGCUGUAGCCCUGUUGUCGAGCUAUUCUGUAGCUCAGGCUCAACAUGUUGCCAAGCCACUUCCUUUUGAUGGCCGUGCUCAAGACGUGAACCUCGAAACGGUCUCAAACAAGUACUCGACGCACAUCUUCACUAUGCGCAACAACAGCGCUUUGACGGUCAAAGAUUAUCUGACGAUUGAUCCAAACUGUCGAAACCCUGCGUACAAUGGUGACACGGGCGUCUUCAAAAUCGGAGUUGACGGAAAUGCAAUUUUCAAGUCGCAAUUUAACUUUCGUCGCACAGAAUUGGCGCAAUUUAUCGAAACCAAUAAAGCUGGCGUAACCUUCUUUCGCUUUAGUAUAAUGAAAGAAGAGCCUUUCAUCAACUUAUACGCCUGGGAGAUGGUUUUCGAUGAGCAUCAUUACUUUGAUUUUCGAGUGGAGACGAAGUUCAAUCCACCCGUGAUCUCUUAUGUAAACAGUGGUACUUUCGAGUAUCCAGGGUGGGUGUCGAGAUGGAACACCACGUUCGUGUACGGCUCGUGGUACAACUUUGGCGUGGCACUUCAGGCUGGCCCGUCAGGAAAGGGUCAUGUAAUUGAUAUGUACAUGAGCGAGGGCAAUAAUGAUCUUGAACACAAGACCACUCAUUCGUAUGAGGUGGAUCUUCCGGACGACAUUGAAUUCCACUUAGGUCUGUUUACAGUGGCGUUGGAUGGUAGUCAGCCCCAGAUGAACGAGAAACAAGACGUUAUAUCCAUCAGCGGUGUGUCCGUGUCAAAUGAAAUAUCGACUGCGGCUACUUGCAGCUAA
This is a messenger RNA of Plasmopara halstedii, 819 nucleotides long. RefSeq lists its product as uncharacterized. Lineage: Eukaryota; Oomycota; Peronosporomycetes; Peronosporales; Peronosporaceae. The transcript has a single exon. Bases 1 to 819 code for a protein of 272 amino acids. The record is from RefSeq and is a predicted model, not a curated record.